This is a messenger RNA of Neomonachus schauinslandi (Hawaiian monk seal), 1907 nucleotides long. It is a transcript of the gene ZNF25, whose product is annotated as zinc finger protein 25. Lineage: Eukaryota; Metazoa; Chordata; Mammalia; Carnivora; Phocidae. The transcript has 5 exons. Gene Ontology annotation, biological process: regulation of transcription by RNA polymerase II. Bases 82 to 1434 code for a protein of 450 amino acids. Gene Ontology annotation, molecular function: RNA polymerase II cis-regulatory region sequence-specific DNA binding; DNA-binding transcription factor activity, RNA polymerase II-specific. The record is from RefSeq and is a predicted model, not a curated record.
UAAGGUCUUUUAAGACUUUUGUCUUCCACCUUUCCCUGUUCUGGCUUCAUAGUUUCUGUCCUUUCCCAAGAGCAGCAGAAAAUGAACAAGUAUCAGGGACCAGUAACAUUCAAGGAUGUUAUUGUGGAAUUCAGCCGGGAAGAGUGGCAGUUACUGAGUGCUGCUCAGAGGACCCUAUACAGGGAAGUGAUGCAAGAGAACUAUGGCCUCCUAAUCUCAGUGGGUUACCGUGUGAAAAAGCCGAAUGCAGUCUUCAAGCUGAAACAAGGAAAAGAACCGUGGAUACUGGAAGUAGAAUUUCCACAUCGGAAUUAUCCGGAAGACCUCUGGAAAAUUCAUGACCUAGGAGCGAAAUACCAGGAAAGCCGAGCUGAAAAUUCAAGGAAUGGAGAACUCACAGAACACCAGCAAACUCAAGCCAGAGAGAAAAUCCAUAAAUGCAAUGAAUGUGGAAAGUCCUUCUGCCAGAAGUCUGUUCUCGUAAUACAUCAGCAUAUUCAUUCAAAGGACAAACCCAGGGAAUGUGGAGAAUCUGGCUCUAAAAAUGGAGACCGCACAGUACAACAGAAAGCCCACACCAGAGAGAAAACCUAUGAAUGUAAAGAAUGUAAGAAAACUUUCUAUCACCUGUCAUCUCUUAGUAGACAUUUGAGGACUCACGCAGGGGAGAAACCCUACGAAUGUAAUCAGUGUGAGAAAUCCUUCUACCAGAAGCCACACCUUGUAGAACAUCAGAAAACACACACAGGAGAGAAACCCUUUGAGUGUAGUGAAUGUGGGAAGUUCUUCUAUGUUAAGGCAUACCUCAUGGUACAUCAGAAAACACACACAGGGGAGAAACCGUAUGAAUGUAAGGAAUGUAGGAAGUCAUUUUCCCAGAAAUCACACCUCACAGUACAUCAGAGAACACAUACAGGGGAGAAACCUUAUAAAUGUAAGGAAUGUGGGAAAUUCUUUUCUAGAAAUUCACACCUCAAAACUCAUCAGAGAACUCACACAGGAGAGAAACCCUAUGAAUGUAAGGAAUGUGGGAAAUGCUUCUACCAGAAGUCAGCUCUCACAGUACAUCAGCGAACUCACACAGGGGAGAAACCCUUUGAAUGUAAUAAAUGUGGAAAAAACUUUUACUAUAAAUCAGACCUCACUAAACAUCAGAGAAAACACACAGGAGAGAAGCCCUAUGAAUGUCAUGAAUGUGGUAAAUCUUUCUCUGUGAAUUCAGUCCUCAGAUUACAUCAAAGGACGCACACAGGAGAGAAACCCUAUGAAUGUAAGGAAUGUGGGAAAUCCUUCUCUCAGAAGUCACAUUUUAUCAUACAUCAGAGAAAACACACAGGGGAGAAACCCUAUGAAUGUCAGGAGUGUAGGAAAACUUUUAUUCAGAAAUCAAAACUUACUGCACAUCAGAAGACACACACAGAGGGAAAAAGCUGAUAAAUACUAUGAACUGGGAACUUAUUUUGGAUUUCAUCCUUCAGAAUAAUUGGAUAAUUCACACAAGACAAAAAACUUAGGAAUAUCAAUCUCAGAAAAUUUCAGUCAGAGUCUUUCUUGACAGAAAAGGAAAUAUACAGAAAUUCUUUAAAUCUGUGAGGGAGAACUUUUUACCAUAUGUCAGACUUAAUUAAGUAUCAGACAACCUAGAAAUUGUAAAACAUGAGGGAGACCGUUCUUUUAGAAGUCAUAUUAGAUCGCGCAACAUAGAAAUCAUAUGAGAGAAAUCCUAUAAAAACAAAUGAAUGUCAGGAAAUUUUCUGUCAGGGCAGCCAUCACUAGAUAUCUAAAAGCUUACCUGAGUGAGAAGCUCCUAUCAGUAUCCUUCCUGAGCAUUCAGAGACCUUUGAUACCAGGUGGACUUGGAGCACUCGAAGGUGUAACUGCACAGACUGCAACAGAUACAGAAGCCU